Molecule: messenger RNA, 6793 nt
Organism: Passer domesticus (house sparrow)
Lineage: Eukaryota; Metazoa; Chordata; Aves; Passeriformes; Passeridae
Gene: SLIT1
Product: slit guidance ligand 1
Exons: 37
Coding region: 136-4752 (1538 amino acids)
Biological process (GO): axon guidance
Molecular function (GO): Roundabout binding; calcium ion binding; heparin binding
Source: RefSeq, a predicted model, not a curated record
AGGGUGGGCGGUGUGCGCCGACGGGGCUUUCGCCCCGCAGCCGAGCCGCGCCGAGCCGCGCCAAGCCCGCUCCGCUCCGCUCCGCUGGCCGGUGAUGCGCAGCGGCCGCACCGCCUGACCCCGCUGCCCGCUGCCAUGGCGGCCCCGACCCCCGGGGCGCCGGCGGGGGUCCCGGCGGGGCUGCGGGCCGCCGCCUGGCUGCUGGCGUGCGCCGCGCUGUGCCGGGGCCGCGCCGCCGCCUGCCCGCCGCUGUGCGCCUGCAGCGGCACCACGGUGGACUGCCACGGCUCGGCCCUGCGCGCCGUGCCCCGCAGCAUCCCCCGCGGCACCGAGCGCCUGGAGCUCAAUGGCAACAACAUAACACGAAUCAACAAGAAUGACUUUGCCGGGCUGAAGCAGCUGCGUGUCCUGCAGCUGAUGGAGAACCAGAUCAGCGUGGUGGAGCGUGGGGCAUUUGAUGACAUGAAGGAGCUUGAGCGGCUACGGCUGAACCGCAACCAGCUGCACACCCUGCCCGAGCUUCUCUUCCAGAACAACCAGGCGCUGUCGCGGCUGGACCUGAGUGAGAACUUCAUCCAGGCCAUCCCCAGGAAAGCGUUCCGUGGGGCCACCGACCUCAAGAACUUGCAACUGGACAAGAACCAGAUCAGCUGCAUUGAGGAUGGAGCUUUCCGCGCGCUGCGUGGGCUGGAGGUCCUGACCCUGAAUAACAACAAUAUCACUUCAAUUCCUGUGUCCAGCUUCAACCACAUGCCCAAGUUGCGGACGUUCCGCCUGCACUCCAACCAUCUCUUCUGCGACUGCCACCUGGCCUGGCUCUCCCAGUGGCUGCGCCAGCGCCCCACCAUCGGGCUCUUCACCCAGUGUGCUGCUCCCGCCCAGCUUCGGGGCCUCAACGUGGCUGAGAUCCAAAAGAACGAGUUCAGCUGCUCCGGACAAACGGACUCAGCACACGCCCAGCUCUGCAGCUUGUCCUCCGGCUCCUGCCCAGCCAUGUGCACUUGCAGCAAUGGCAUUGUGGACUGUCGGGGCAAGGGGCUGACAGCCAUCCCCGCCAACCUGCCCGAGACCAUGACAGAGAUACGCCUGGAACUCAACGGCAUCAAGUCCAUCCCCCCAGGAGCCUUCUCCCCCUACAAGAAGCUGCGGAGGAUAGACCUGAGCAACAACCAGAUCUCGGAGAUCGCCCCUGACGCCUUCCAGGGGCUGCGCUCACUGAACUCCCUGGUGCUGUAUGGCAACAAGAUCACGGACCUCCCUAAGGGUGUCUUUGGAGGACUUUUUGCUCUGCAGCUGCUGCUUCUCAAUGCCAACAAGAUCAACUGUGUACGGGCAGAUGCCUUCCAGGAUCUGCAGAACCUCUCACUGCUCUCUCUGUAUGACAACAAGAUCCAGAGCCUGGCCAAAGGCACGUUCACCUCCCUGCGGGCCAUCCAGACUCUGCACCUGGCCCAGAACCCUUUCAUCUGUGACUGCAACCUGAAGUGGCUGGCAGAUUUCCUGCGUGCCAACCCCGUGGAGACCAGUGGAGCCCGCUGUGCCAGCCCCCGGCGCUUGGCCAACAAGCGCAUUGGCCAGAUCAAGAGCAAGAAGUUCCGCUGCUCGGCCAAAGAGCAGUAUUUCAUCCCAGGGACAGAGGAUUACCAUCUGAACAGUGAAUGCAACAGUGAUGUGAUCUGCCCCCCAAAAUGCCGCUGUGAAUCUGGUGUGGUCGAGUGCUCCAACCUGAAACUCACCAAGAUCCCAGAUCGCAUCCCACAGUCCACAGCUGAGCUGCGCCUGAACAACAAUGAGAUCUCCAUCCUGGAGGCCACUGGCAUUUUCAAGAAACUUCCACAUCUGAAGAAAAUCAACCUCAGCAACAACAAGGUGUCGGAGAUCGAGGAUGGGGCAUUUGAGGGGGCAUCCUCUGUCAAUGAGCUGCACCUCACUGUCAACCAGCUGGAGUCUGUGCGGAGCGGCAUGUUCAGGGGCCUGGACGGGCUGAGGACACUGAUGCUGAGGAACAACCGCAUCAGCUGCAUCCACAACGACAGCUUCACAGGGCUGCGCAACGUCCGCCUGCUCUCCCUGUACGACAACCAGAUCAGCACGAUUGCACCGGGCGCCUUUGACACGCUGCAGUCCCUCUCCACACUGAACCUGCUCGCCAACCCCUUCAACUGCAACUGCCAGCUGGCCUGGCUGGGGGACUGGCUGCGCAAGAGGAAGAUCGUGACAGGGAACCCUCGGUGCCAAAACCCUGACUUCCUCCGGCAGAUCCCGCUCCAGGAUGUGGCUUUCCCUGACUUCAGGUGUGAGGAAGGUAAGGAGGAGACCACCUGCAUCCCCCGGCCACAGUGCCCUCAGGAAUGCACCUGCCUCGACACAGUUGUCCGCUGCAGCAACAAGCACCUCAAGGCCCUGCCCAAGGGGAUCCCCAAGAAUGUCACAGAGCUCUACCUGGAUGGAAACCAGUUCACUCAGGUCCCAGGGCAGCUCUCCACCUUCAAAUAUCUGCAGCUUGUCGAUCUGAGCAACAACAAGAUCAGCUCCCUGAGCAACUCCUCCUUCACCAACAUGAGCCAGCUCACCACCCUGAUCCUCAGCUACAACUCCCUGCAGUGCAUCCCUCCGCUGGCCUUCGAGGGCCUCCGAUCCCUGCGGCUGCUGUCUCUCCAUGGCAAUGACAUUUCCAGCCUCCCCGAGGGCAUCUUUGCAGAUGUCACCUCCCUGUCCCACCUAGCCAUCGGGGCCAACCCCCUGUACUGCAGCUGCAACCUGCGCUGGCUCUCCAGCUGGGUCAAGACGGGGUACAAGGAGCCAGGCAUUGCCCGCUGCGCUGGGCCCCCCGACAUGGAGGGAAAGCUGCUGCUCACCACCCCUGCCAAGAAAUUUGAGUGCCAAGGCCCACCCGCCCUGAGCGUCCAGGCCAAGUGCAACCCGUGCCUCUCCAGCCCCUGUCAGAACCAGGGCACCUGCCACAAUGACCCCCUUGGCUCCUACCGCUGCGCCUGUCCCAGUGGCUACAAGGGCCGCGACUGCGAGGUGGCACUUGGUGGCUGUUCCUCCAACCCCUGUGCCAACGGGGGGACCUGCCAGCCUCAGGAGGGGGAAGGAGCUGGGUUCAGGUGCCUGUGCCCAGUGGGCUUCGAGGGCCCGAGCUGCCACUCCACCAGCGACCCCUGCAAGGAGCACAGCUGCGAGAACGGGGGCUCCUGUGUGCCCAGUGCCACCAACUACACCUGCCUUUGUCCUGCCCACUACACAGGGGAAUUCUGUGAGCAGCCUCCCAAUUUCUGCUCAGACGAGCUCAACCCCUGCCAGCAUGACUCCACCUGCAUCUCCACCAGCCAGGGGCCCAGGUGUGAGUGUGCACCCGGCUACGUGGGGAGCAACUGCAGCGAGGACUUCGACGACUGCCAGGACCACCGGUGCCAGAACAACGCCCGCUGCCUGGAUGAGGUGAAUGGCUACUCCUGCCUCUGCACCGAGGGCUACAGUGGCCAGCUCUGCGAGAUGCCGCCCCACACCGCUGGCCAGCCUGGCCUCUGUGAGCGAGCUGAAUGCCAGAACGGGGCCCCGUGUGUGGAGCGGGGUGCCCGUGCCCUGUGCCAGUGCCUGCCUGGCUUUGGUGGCCCCAAAUGUGAGAAGCUGCUGAGCGUCAACUUUGUGGACCGUGACACGUACCUGCAGUUCACUGACCUGCAAGACUGGCCCCGGGCCAAUAUCACCCUUCAGGUCUCCACGGCUGAAGGCAAUGGCAUCCUGCUGUACAAUGGUGACAGUGACCACAUGGCUGUGGAGCUGUACCAGGGCCAUGUGAGGGUCAGCUAUGACCCUGGCACCCACCCCAGCUCAGCCAUCUACAGUGCUGAGACCAUCAACGACGGGCAGUUCCACACCGUGGAGCUGGUGACCUUCGACCAGAUGGUGAACCUGUCCAUCGAUGGUGGCAGCCCCAUGACCAUGGACAACUCGGGCAAGCACUACACGCUCAACAGUGAGGCUCCCCUCUACGUAGGAGGAAUGCCUGUGGAUGUCAACUCGGCUGCCUUCCGCCUCUGGCAGCUCCUCAACGGCACCAGCUUCCACGGAUGCAUCCGCAACCUCUACAUCAACAACGAGCUGCAGGACUUCACCAAGACGCGGAUGACGCCAGGCGUGGUGCCGGGCUGCGAGCCCUGCCGCAAGCUCUACUGCCUGCACGGCAUCUGCCAGCCCUCGGGCGCCCAGGGCCCCGUCUGCCACUGCGAGCCUGGCUGGGACGGGCCCCACUGCGACCAGCCCCGCGGCGGUCCCUGCCAGGGGCACAAGUGUGUGCACGGGCUGUGCCUGCCCCUUGAUGCCCUCUCCUACAGCUGCCAGUGCCACGAGGGCUACCAGGGCGCACUCUGCAACCAGCCUGCCGAACCACCCGACCCCUGCCGCCACCAGCCCUGUGUCCAUGGCCACUGCCACCUCACCCCAGGUGGCCAGCCCACCUGCGAGUGCCACGAUGGCUACACCGGAGCCCUCUGUGACCAGGAGCCGGAGUGCCGCGGGGAGCCGGUGCGGGACUACCACCAGGUGCAGCGGGGCUACGCCAUCUGCCAGACGACGCGGCCGGUGGCCUGGGUGGAGUGCCGGGGGACCUGCGGUGGCCCUGGCGCCAGCUGCUGCACCGGGCUGCGGCUGCGGCGCAGGAAAUACGCCUUCGAAUGCAGCAACGGUGCCACCUUCGUGGAGGAGGUGGAGAAGCCCAGCAAGUGUGGCUGCAGCCAGUGCCUGUGAGCAGCCACGGCCCUGCGGAGCCGGGGGCUGGCGGGGAGACCCCCCCGUGCCAAGGACCUCACUUUACACUGUGGGCAUGGUGCUGCUCUCUGGGUGUUCCGAACUGCAGCUGCAUCUGAGGAGCCCGGCAGAGGGUAGAGCUGGUGCAUCUAGAAGAUUGGGAAGGAAACAGAAAAAAAAAUAGAAAGAAAAAAAAAAAAAGAAAAAACCCCACAAACAAAGCAAAUGUGUAGAUAGAGAAUUUUUUUAAGAACUGCAGCUACACAGAUACAUGGAUAUGGAGUGGGCACCCUGCCCAGCUGCCCUGUCCUCUCCCUGUGGCACUCUGCCUUCCUGCCAGUGAAGCCCCACAGCCAUGGAGGGCAGUGCCUGCAUCCCGGGUGAGUCCCCUCCCUGGCACCGCUGUCCCUUGCAUCAGCCCAGCGAUCUGAGAGUUUUUCCAACAUGUACAGCAGGAGGAGGAAAGCCUGCCGUGGCAGAGCCUUGUGAUCUAUGGCAAGCCAUGGCUUUCAGUGGGCUGCGUGGUGUAGCCAGUGUCCUGCAGUCCUGGUGAGCCCAGACCUGGUUUCCCAUUCUCUCCUUCAGUAGCCCUGGUCUCUCUCCCUGCAGGUUGCUGUAGCCCUAAGCACCCCACAUAAUGUCCCCAGCUCUGUGGCCCCAGCCUGACCCUCUGGUGACACCCCCAGUGUGUGCAUGCUGGCUGGGCUCUGCAGUGCAUGGGCACGCUCGGGUCCAGCCCAUUGUGGUCACAUCAGGGCCACACUGGUGGAGCAGGACCAGGACAGUGCCAGGCACACUGAAUGGGGGACAGCCAGCAGUGACAGCAGCACAGAUAUCCCUGAGGGUUCCAGUGCCAACCUGCCCUGUGCAAUGGGGCCAGCACUAUGCCAUUCAUGUGGAGAGGGCCCCAGACACCCCUGGCUCAGCCAGGUGGUUCUGCUCAGAGGUGGGAGCUGUGUGAGGGCAGCACAGGAAUCCCUUUUUUCCAGGCUCUGUCCUGGGUGAAUGUGCCCCCCUGUCCCAAUGACCCAGCCAGCAGAAGCAAGAGGCUGCUGGGACAGCUGGGAUGUGGGUUUGCCAUGCCCAUCACUGGGGCCUCAGUCUUGUGUGUGCCAAGUUGAAGAGGGUGAAGAUGUCCAAACCUGCAAGCCUGGAGUAAAACACCACUGCCAGAGAAGGACUCAUCAGCUCUUGGACUCAAGUGCCCAUACCCAGCAUUUCUCCAAAGCCCUCAGUGCCAGGGCUGGUGUGGGAGCAGGGGCACACAGGGACCUCCUGCCAGGGUACUGCAGGCACCCAACACCGAGAGCAGCAUCACCUCCAUGACUGUGGGGCCAAGGACAGCGGGGGCCCAACCUGGGACACGGCACAUGGCUGGACAGUGGAACACCACAUCACCCUGGUGGACAGACUCAUCCCAGAGCUGCAGUCCUGGGUCUCCAUCACACCGCUCCAGCACUUUGGUUUCAGGUCUGCACUGCCAGCUGUGGCCGGGCUCCAGGCACCUCCACUGGAUACACCCAGCUCUGCAGGUGCUGUCCCCAUCCCUGCUCACCACUGGCAUCCAGGGCGUCUCCACCACCACAGGGAUGUGUUUCUGCCACAAAUGCCCUCUCCAUGGGAGCUCCUCUGCCACCCAGAGGAGCUGGGAUGCGUCUCAUUUUGCCUGUGGCCCACCCGGGGCUUGGUUGUGUUGUGUUUCUGUUCUUGCUGUACGCUAACCGCUAAAGUAUCUCUUUAUACAGAAUACUUACAGAUUCUAAUAUAUAUUUGUAUUUCAUUUUGUUAUAGUAUUUUUAUAUGUUUGGGGUCAACAAAUGAUGUUUUCUUUUUGUUUACAGAUGCUACUGGGCAGGAAAAUGACAGUGGCUUUGUUUGGCCCGUGGGGUUUGUGUGUGUCACUGUUGAAGACGCUGGUUUGUACUAGGCUGGCGAGGGAGGCGCUGGGCAUCCUUCCGCUGGCAGAGGCUGUAUUGUUUUAGGAGGUGUUUGGUAUUGUCUAUGUUGUCUUCCAUGUGAACAUGACAUUUAUUCAUUCAGA